GGAUCGGGUCAACCAAUCUAUAUUAACCUCAUUAGUUAUAAACUUAGCUUUCAGGCGCAGUACUUUUCGCAACUUCAUACCGACGCAUAUUCCGUUGAUGCCACGCAGAGGUGAGUCCAGUUGUAAGAGUCAGCAGCUGAAGAAGAAAAUGCUGCCCCAUGUUUUUGUAUGGCUCUGCUUUGGGGCGGUUUUUGAGGUCGGAGCACAAAUUGAUGAUUGGGUUCCUGCUGCUCGUUCUGCUGCCUUCAACCCCAAAUUAGUCGGAGCACAAAUUGAUGAUUGGGUUCCUGCUGCUCGUUCUGCUGCCUUCAACCCCAAAUUAGUAGGAGGAUACAUUCAUGAUUGGGUUCCUGCUGCUCGUUCUGCUGCCUUCAACCCCAAAUUAGUAGGAGGAUACAUUCAUGAUUGGGUUCCUGCUGCUCGUUCUGCUGCCUUCAACCCCAAAUUAGUCGGAGCACAAAUUGAUGAUUGGGUUCCUGCUGCUCGUUCUGUUGCCUUCAACCCCAUAUUAACUUACUCUACACCAACGAUCACCUAUCCGAAACGGGCUUCAGCUAGAUCAGCGGCCCUCCACAACCACCUGGCUUCAGCUCGAUCAGCGGCCCUCAACAACCACCUGGCUUCAGAUCCAUCAGCGGCCCUCCGCUACAGCUUGUAUUCCCCUCCACCAUCGAUCACCAUUCCCGAACCGGAAUUACCUCCAUGGUGGAACUUCAUUCCCAAACGGGCUUCAGCUAGAUCAGCGGCCCCCCACAACCACCUGAGUAAAUUGUUUAUUCCUCACGAAGAGAUCUUGAAAGCAUUCCACCCUGCAUUAAGUAGUCCUGGACCUAUCCAUGCUCAUGCAGGCCAACUCCGAGACGUCCUCAGGGGAGCUAUGCCGGUGUCUAUAUUACCCAUGCAACACCCACACCCAAGACACUUCGAAGAUUCUAGUGAAGAAGAUCUAAGUCACGAAAACUUCAACAAACACAACCCAUUGAAACUGCUUCGCAGAUUCUUUGCACCCUUGAGUCUCCCAGGACACCUUCAUGCCUCAAGUGAAGAAGAUGCAGGUCCCAUAAACUUAAGAAAAUAUAACGCCUUCAAGCCAAUGGUGAAAUAUCACGAUUCCAAACGAUACUUUGGGCGGCGGUCUCCAUUUUAUCUAAAGCCCAGCGACAAACUAUUUACUUGGCCCUGAAACGGUUCAUGGAAAAAAUCUACUAGCAGGAGGAAUGUCCGCGAAUUUUCGCACUAUGUAUAACAUUCUUCACUAUGCAGUUGAUUACACUGCAGACAAGCAGUGUUUUAUUUGAAAAAAAAUUUUCUUGAAAUUAAAGUACCCCAGCA
Messenger RNA from Physella acuta, 1332 nucleotides. RefSeq lists its product as uncharacterized. The record is from RefSeq and is a predicted model, not a curated record. NCBI's taxonomy places the organism in Eukaryota, Metazoa, Mollusca, Gastropoda, Physidae.